AUGAGUGUAGCCUCCGCUACGUCGUCGGGGGAGGCAGCAAGUCCCUCGUCCGCUAAAGGCGAAAGCAAGGAGCAAAGUACCACAGUGGCGAUUUUGCGGGCCAUUGUAGGCAUUGGAGUGCUCGGGUGCAUUGGGUGCGGUGUGAUAUUCGGAAGACAAUACCUCAGUUUCUCGUACUUGGCCGACAAUCACCGAAGGCUCGAGGAGUUGGUACUGAAGUUCUGACUUUAUCCUUUUUUGAAACUCUAGAAGACUCGUGUUUUUUCGGACCGCGAACUCACAACCCAGCGUGCUUGUUCUACUCUUCGGGUUCGAUGAUCUGGUUCUGCAAGUCGAAUAAAAGAUCAUAGAAAAUAUGCCAAGCUGUAAUUUUUCCCCGCUCGUCUUCAGGUCGAGGCCAAUUUUUUCGAAGCAGGGUGCGCUUACAUUAGCUGCAUGACCUUCCUGAUUGGGUUGACCAUGCCGGGCGCCACCGUGCUCAGCUUCGCCGGCGGCGUACUCUUUCCCCAGCCCUACGCAGCGGCCUUCGCUUACACCGGGUACGUGCUCGGGGCGAUGCUGAGUUUCUCGCUCGUGACCUUCGUGCUCGCCGACACGUGCCGCAAGCGGUUGGAGCCGUUUUCGAAGUUCCGCGCGUUCCAGAAGAACGUGCGGAAAAACGCGUUGCUGUACCUGGUCUUGGCUCGGUACACGUUCGUGUUUCCCUUCUGGUUCGUUAACAGUUGUAGUGCGGUCCUCGGCGUGUCUUUUAAGACGUUUGUGCUGGCGACAAAUUUGAGCGUCAUACCGGGCAGCAUCGUCUACACCAGUGCGGGACGCAGUUUGGGAAACCUGCUUGCGGCCGGGCAGAGGGAGACCGACCCCAAGGCGUUGCUGUGGAGCGCUUUGUCGGACCCAAAUGUGCAGUGGUGCCUGGGCGGGGUCACGGCGUGCUUGAUGUUCGCGAUAGUGGCGAGCCGCAUGGCCGACUCUGGAGAAGAGCACGACGAGACUGCUGCGGUCGAUACUGCGCAGCAGGGUGCGAGGAAAAGUAGGAAGUCCACAGACAGCACUGCGAAAAAUGCGAACGAAGCGGAAGCAGGAGAAAACAGCAAGAAGACAAAAUGAAAAGAAUACAACUUAAGUUAUGGAUGAACCAAUUACACAGCAGGAGCGCAAAACCGUGUCGCAAAAAUUUUGCCACUUUUACGUCUGCCAAUGACAUGAUUGAUUCCGUC
Messenger RNA from Amoebophrya sp. A120, 1217 nucleotides. Lineage: Eukaryota; Dinophyceae; Syndiniales; Amoebophryaceae. The record is from the annotation of a GenBank genome assembly.